Molecule: messenger RNA, 1139 nt
Organism: Daphnia pulicaria
Lineage: Eukaryota; Metazoa; Arthropoda; Branchiopoda; Diplostraca; Daphniidae
Gene: SdhB
Product: succinate dehydrogenase [ubiquinone] iron-sulfur subunit, mitochondrial-like
Exons: 6
Coding region: 126-971 (281 amino acids)
Biological process (GO): tricarboxylic acid cycle; aerobic respiration; respiratory electron transport chain
Cellular component (GO): mitochondrial membrane
Molecular function (GO): electron transfer activity; 2 iron, 2 sulfur cluster binding
Source: RefSeq, a predicted model, not a curated record
CUCACAAAAUUUCCGAUCCGACGACGAUCUACGGUCUUGUUCUCAAUCAGCUGCUAGUAGUACAGCUGGGAAAAAUAGUGUUGGUAUUAUUCGUUUUGAUUUUGUAAUUCCUACUUUUCCUAAACAUGGAAAACAUAGGCAGCAAGGCUGUUGGAUUAUCCAGGCAGUACAUGCAAUUACGUAACCUGGCUACAGCUGCAGCUGCGAAGCCUGCUGUUGCACCUCGAAUCAAGAAAUUUGCCGUCUAUCGAUGGAAUCCUGAUGUCUCUGGAGAUAAGCCGCAUCUUGAGACCUAUGAAGUAGACUUGAAUACGUGUGGGCCUAUGGUUCUUGAUGCUUUGAUUAAAAUCAAGAGUGAAAUGGACCCUACACUUACAUUUAGGAGGUCAUGCAGAGAAGGUAUCUGUGGCUCCUGUGCUAUGAAUAUCGGUGGUUGCAAUUCUCUUGCCUGUAUUAGCAAAAUUGAUACUAAUUUGGACAAACCUGUGAAGAUUCAUCCACUACCACACAUGUAUGUUGUUAAGGAUUUGGUGCCUGAUAUGAGUAACUUCUAUGCUCAGUACAAGUCCAUUCAACCUUGGCUGCAACGCAAGGAUGAAUCAAAGUUGGGGCAGAAACAAUAUUUGCAGAGUGUAGAUGAUCGUCAGAAACUGGAUGGUCUCUAUGAGUGUAUUCUGUGUGCAUGCUGCAGCACAUCGUGCCCCUCUUAUUGGUGGAACGGCGAUAAAUAUCUUGGCCCUGCUGUGCUCAUGCAGGCUUACCGCUGGAUGAUUGAUUCACGUGACGAAGCUACUAAAGAUCGUUUAGAUCGUCUGAGGGAUCCGUUCUCGGUCUUCCGCUGCCACACGAUUAUGAACUGUACGAAGGCGUGUCCAAAAGGCCUGAACCCGGGAAAAGCUAUUGCCGAGAUCAAGAAGCUUUUGACUGGUUUUGCCACCAAACCAGAACCAACAAUGAAUCCCGCUGGUUAAGGAAAAUUAUCACGCGCACAUUCGCAAUAUGAGAAGGGCUGUAGUUGAUUUCAGUUUCGCGUUUAUUAUACAACCUAAAACGACAUACUUGCCCUAUUCUCCUGUAGUUAUGAACGAGAAAUAAUAUAAGAUUUUGGAUGUGUUUCAUCUGGAGUCAUCAAAUUAAAA